AUGCCUAAGGCUCGAAGGAAAAGAAAACAUCAGGUGGAAGAGGACCUGGUCGAGGGAAAUUUGGAAGAUGUACCAGAGAAACCUGCGGGUGAGAAUCUGAUUGAUUUUGAGAAAAUUAUAUUGGCCUCAAAAAUUAUUCCGCGGGGUGGUGAGGGCACUGAUUCACCAGACACCUGGAUAGUUGGGAAUUCCAUACCAUAUUGGGGUGGCGCCCGGGCGAGGGACACGGGGAAAGUGAAUCUACGCACUUCAUGCGAGUUAGGAUGGUAUGAGAUUAUCCAGUGUGGUGAUGUGGAGAAACUGAUAAAGAAGCGUACACAUCCAGAGGAGUCGCCCCUUUACUAUGUUACUAUUGAGGACACAUUUGAUGUUAUCAAGCGUGCCCACAUUGCUACUGGUCAUGGUGGUCGUGAUCACAUGAUCAAUGAACUACAACGAAAAUAUGCGAACAUCACUACCAAGGCUCUAGAGCACUUCAAGUCACUUUGUGCGGAGUGUCAGAAAAAGAGGAAGCGUCCAAUGACCAAGGGUGUAGUGGUGCGACCUAUUCUGACCAAGGUAGAGGCCAGGUUGAUUUAA
Molecule: messenger RNA, 579 nt
Organism: Mya arenaria
Lineage: Eukaryota; Metazoa; Mollusca; Bivalvia; Myida; Myidae
Product: KRAB-A domain-containing protein 2-like
Exons: 3
Coding region: 1-579 (192 amino acids)
Source: RefSeq, a predicted model, not a curated record